GUGCCGAGACACACUCAGUCCACAGCAGCGAGAGUGUCGGAGGCUUCCCCAUCUUUUGGAACCUCCUUCGUUUGCCCAGUCAUUCCUUUCUUCCGCUGUCUUUCGUCAAGAUGCGGGUGAUACGGGCAGUGGCUGCGCUGAACAGCGGCUGCGCUGUGGGCUCCAGGCAAGCAGUUCGCUAUGCCGGUCUGACCAGCCGAGUCGCCGCCGCCAACUCGCCGGCAGCGCAAUGCUACAACUCCCGUCUCAGUGGCCUCCGGCACUUCAGCAGGAGUCCCGUCUCCCGCGCCUCAAGCGCCGCAGAGGCUGCGUUGAAGCAGGCCAAGGAGCUCGCCGCCGCCAACAUGACCCCCGAAGCCGCCGCCGCCCGCAUGACGCCCGAGGAGAAAAAGAGGUUGUCGAUGCUUCGAAAUAUUGGUAUUGCAGCACACAUCGACAGCGGCAAGACCACCGUGACCGAACGCAUUCUCUUCUAUACCGGCCGUGUGAAGGCGAUCCACGAGGUCAGGGGGCGCGAUGGCGUCGGCGCCAAGAUGGACUCCAUGGAGCUCGAGCGGGAAAGAGGCAUCACCAUUCAGUCCGCUGCCACCUUUGCCGACUGGAAGAAGACGGAAAACGGCAAGGAAGAGACGUACCAUUUCAACUUGAUUGACACGCCUGGCCACAUCGACUUCACCAUCGAGGUCGAGCGUGCCAUGAGAGUGCUGGACGGCGCUGUCAUGGUGCUCUGCGCCGUCAGCGGUGUGCAGAGUCAGACCAUCACCGUCGACAGGCAGAUGAAGCGCUACAACGUGCCGCGCAUCAGCUUCGUCAACAAGAUGGACCGCAUGGGCGCCAACCCGUUCAAGGCGGUUGAGAUGAUCAACUCCAAGCUCAAGAUUGCCGCCGCGGCGGUCCAGAUCCCGAUUGGUUCCGAGAAGGAGUUCGAGGGUGUCGUCGACCUGAUCCACAUGAGGUCCAUCCGAAACGACGGUCAGCGGGGCAUCAACGUCAAGGUCUCGAACACGAUACCGGAGCAUCUCAGGGAGCUUGCCGAACAGAAGAGGCAGGAACUGAUUGAGAAGCUGGCUGAUGUCGACGAUGAGAUUGCCGAGAUGUUCCUCGAGGAGAAGACUCCCACGCCAGAGCAGAUCAAGGCGGCCAUUCGCCGGGCUACCAUCAGCCUCAAGUUUACCCCCGUGCUCAUGGGAUCUGCCCUGGCCGACAAGUGUAUCCAGCCCAUGCUGGAUGCUGUUUGCGAUUAUCUCCCGAACCCCUCCAACGUUGACAACACCGCCCUCGACCGGUCCAAGGGGGAACAACCCGUGAAACUUCUGCCUUAUAACUCCCUCCCAUUCGUCGGCCUCGCCUUCAAGCUCGAAGAGAACCCUUACGGCCAGUUGACUUACAUUCGAGUCUACCAAGGCUCGCUCAAGAAGGGCCAAUACCUGUAUAAUUCGCGCAAUGACAAGAAGGUUCGCAUCCCUCGUAUUGUGCGCAUGCACUCGAACGAGAUGGAAGAUGUCUCCGAGAUUGGUGCCGGUGAGAUUUGCGCCGUGUUCGGUGUCGAGUGCGCCUCUGGCGACACCUUUACAGACGGCCGCCUGCCUUACGGCAUGAGCUCUAUGUUCGUGCCCGAGUCGGUUAUGUCGCUCAGCAUCAAGCCCAAGCGCAGCAGCGACGCAGACGCCUUCAGCAAAGCCAUGAACCGAUUCAUGCGCGAGGAUCCGACUUUCCGCCUGCACGUCGACGAGGAGUCCGAAGAGACCAUUAUCAGCGGCAUGGGUGAACUACAUCUCGACAUCUACGUCGAGCGCCUGCGCCGUGAGUACAAGGUCGAAUGCGAGACGGGCAAGCCCCGCGUGGCCUACCGCGAAACCAUCAGCAAGCGCGCCGACUUCGACUACCUCCUCAAGCGCCAGACGGGCGGCCCUGGCGACUACGCCCGCGUGAUGGGCUGGAUCGAGCCCAACGCCGAGAAUCCCGAGGCCAACAAGUUCGAGGAGCGCGUUGUUGGCGGCACCAUCCCUGACAAGUACCUGGCCGCCUGCGGGAAGGGCUUCGACGAGGCCUGUAUCAAGGGUCCGCUGCUGGGCCACAAGGUCAUCGGCGCAUCCAUGGUCAUCACGGAUGGUGCCACCCACGUCACCGACUCCAGUGACUACGCCUUCAACCUGGCUACGCAGAUGGCCUUCCGCAAGGCCUUCACCGAGGCCGGCGGCACCGUGCUUGAGCCGCUCAUGAAGACGACCAUCACCGCGCCUGCCGAGUUCCAGGGUAACGUCCUCAUGCUGAUGAACAAGCGCGGCUCCAUUGUGGAUACCGAGGUCGGCGCCGACGAGUUCACCAUGAUUGCCGAGUGCAGCUUGAACGCCAUGUUUGGCUUCAGCACGCACCUGCGCGCCGCCACACAGGGCAAGGGUGAGUUCAGCAUGGAGUUUAGCCACUACGCUGCGGCGCCGCCGCAUCUGCAGAAGGAGCUGGUUGCGGCACACCAGAAGGAGUUGGAGGCCAAGCGGACCAAGUAAACUAGCAGGUUGGUUGGUUUCUGCUUGCCUUACCUCAUAUAUGAUGCCGGGCACACAACCCAUCCUCGGCCCUGACUAGGAAGCCGGGAGUUGGUAUGUCUUGAUGAUGGGAAGAGUUCCCUCACCUUCGCGUCGGGAAAUUAUCCCCCCACACGCACAAGGUGAAGUGUACAGGUUACUUCUGGGAUAGAUCACGGGUAGAUGGUCAUGUCGCUGGGACUGGCGCCACAAGAUACAGGGGCCGGCUUGCAUUUGUAGCCUGGGUUUGUACGUAUAAGGGUUGUACUAUAUGAUACACGAUACAGCUUGCGGUUGGAGAUUGGGUACUGUAAUCAUGGGAUGAUACCAUCCUGCUUCAUGUUCUGGAGGGUCACUGCUCUGAAUUAUCAAGCCACGUGGUAUUCAUAUUGGAAAUUAGCCGCCGCAGAUUGGGGAGUUAAUACCUAUGCUUCCCUUUUAUUUAUCCCCAUAGACACCAG
Molecule: messenger RNA, 2986 nt
Organism: Parathielavia appendiculata
Lineage: Eukaryota; Fungi; Ascomycota; Sordariomycetes; Sordariales; Chaetomiaceae
Product: translation elongation factor G
Exons: 4
Coding region: 111-2507 (798 amino acids)
Biological process (GO): mitochondrial translational elongation
Cellular component (GO): mitochondrion
Molecular function (GO): GTPase activity; translation elongation factor activity; GTP binding
Source: RefSeq, a predicted model, not a curated record